GCUGUUGGUCAGAUGUGUUCUACAUCAAGUAUGAAACACAAUCUUACCCAAGUUCAAGUCCUGGUUCAGAAAGCUGUUGAAGCAGGUGCAAAGGUAGAAGCAAUUUCAUUGAUAUGCAUUAUGUUUCACACCUUAAGCACAUAUAUGCUCACCACGAUAUGGAGAGCGCAGGCACUUUUCCUUCCCGAAGCAUCCGAUUAUAUCAGCCACUCUCUAGCUGAGACAUUGAGUCUUGUGCGGCCAAUCGAAGAUAGCAUCUAUGUGAAAGGCCUACAGAAAGAAGCCAAAGAUAAUAAGCUAGCUAUCAAUGCUGGCAUCCAUGAACCUGGUGAUGACAAGAAAUCUGGUAAGAUUAAGAACACUUCGAUUUGGAUUUCUGAGGAUGGCGAGAUCAUCGAGAGAUACAAGAAGCUGCAUCUGUUCGAUAUGAAUCUCACCAAUGGGCCUCAGGCACAUGAGAGCGACGUCUUCGAGGAGGGAAUGGAAAUUGUACCGCCUCUCCAGACACCGGUUGGUUUGGUGGGUCUCUUGAUAUGCUUCGAUUUGCGAUUCCCAGAAGUGCCCCUGUCCUUGAAACGUCAAGGAGCACAGAUUAUCACUUAUCCUUCAGCCUUCACAGUGCCAACAGGCAAGGCACACUGGGAAAUCCUCUUGCGUGCAAGAGCUAUCGAAACUCAGUCGUAUGUUGUUGCAGCAGCUCAAGCCGGUCAUCACAAUGAGCAGCGAGUCACCUAUGGACAUUCAUUGAUUAUUGGUCCAUGGGGUGAUAUUCUGGCGGAGUUGGGAGGAGAAUUCAACGGCCCGGAAAUCGCAACAGCCACGAUAGACCUCACUGUUGUAAACAAGCUUCGUCAGGAGGUACCACUCAAGAGGCGUACAGAUGUAUAUCCAGAAUUAUAAAACUUGUCGAGCCAUGAAAUGUGCUCCCAAGAUGAUCCUAGCUGUACCUCAAUGCGCAGAUAGUAGCGAUGACGAAUGUCCAACACGACUUGGAACUUUCGGAUUCAAUGACUCGACAGACAGAUAUAUAACUCGAGCUUGCUUCCUCUUCUCACUUGAAUCGCCAUCUUGCUCUUAAAGUACUGUUCUGCACAACAGUGGAAAUUGAUACGAAAAAUAAGCUUAAGCUAGUCUUGAUAAAGUCACCCCUCAAGCACUGACGUAGGAAGGCGCCUCGCGAGGCGGUGGAAAUCUGCAGAGAUGCCAAGGAUGUUUAACUGGGCCAAGCAACAACUUGCAAAUGUCGCAGGUACUCCUGAAC
Molecule: messenger RNA, 1261 nt
Organism: Mollisia scopiformis
Lineage: Eukaryota; Fungi; Ascomycota; Leotiomycetes; Helotiales; Mollisiaceae
Product: carbon-nitrogen hydrolase
Exons: 4
Coding region: 145-900 (251 amino acids)
Molecular function (GO): hydrolase activity, acting on carbon-nitrogen (but not peptide) bonds, in linear amides
Source: RefSeq, a predicted model, not a curated record